Molecule: messenger RNA, 642 nt
Organism: Lasiodiplodia theobromae
Lineage: Eukaryota; Fungi; Ascomycota; Dothideomycetes; Botryosphaeriales; Botryosphaeriaceae
Exons: 1
Coding region: 1-642 (213 amino acids)
Biological process (GO): protein histidyl modification to diphthamide
Molecular function (GO): metal ion binding
Source: RefSeq, a predicted model, not a curated record
AUGCCGUCCGCCACCGCGACGCCCGGGGCAACGCCCGCCUCUCUGUCGCCUUCCUUCAACGCCUACCGCAUCCUCUCCCUUCCCUCGCCCUUCGCGUCUUCCUCCACGCCGACAACCCUAUCUUCGUCGACAAUCAAGGCCGCCUACCGCCGCGCCCUCCUCACACACCACCCAGACAAGCUACCAGCCUCCGCCCAGUCACACUCAGCCGACCCGGGCAGCGCGGUGCCGUUGAAUGGCAAUAACGCAAGCAAGAGCUACACCAUCGACGACGUCACGCUCGCCUACAAGACACUACUCGACCCGGCCGCGCGCGCGGCACACGAUCGAUCGUUACGGCUGAAUGCCAAACCCGGCCUCACGGCGGGCGGCGACACGGGAGCAGACGAGGAAGAAGAAGCACAAUGGCGGCUCGGCCUCGAGGCUGUGGAUCUAGAUGACCUGGCGUACGACGAGGGCGCGGAAGGUGGCAGCCGGUGGUGGCGAGGUUGCAGAUGCGGCGAGGAGAAAGGAUUCGUGGUGGAUGAGGAGGCAUUGGAAGCGGCCACGGCCACGGCAGGAACCGGAGUUGGGGAGGUGCUGGUGGGGUGCGUUGGAUGUAGCUUGUGGAUUCGGGUAGGGUUCGCUGUUACGGAGGAUUGA